AUGGGAGGCAACGCAUCCAAAGACACAACCAAAGCUGUAGUAGAGCAGACAAUAACUAUGGAUGACGAUGAGCCAGAUGAUUGGGACAAACGCAUCUUUAGCACAGGAUGUGCAGACGAGAACAUGAAGAUGACAGACUGUUAUUACGAGAAGAAGGAUUGGAGAAAGUGCAAAGAAGAGAUGGAGAUUUUUAGGCGCUGCUGGAAGGCUCAUGGGAACGAUGAGAGGACCUCGACGAAAGAUGCCGAAAACAAGACGACGAAAUCAUGA
This is a messenger RNA of Cryphonectria parasitica EP155, 270 nucleotides long. RefSeq lists its product as uncharacterized. The record is from RefSeq and is a predicted model, not a curated record. Bases 1 to 270 code for a protein of 89 amino acids. Gene Ontology annotation, biological process: mitochondrial respiratory chain complex IV assembly. NCBI's taxonomy places the organism in Eukaryota, Fungi, Ascomycota, Sordariomycetes, Diaporthales, Cryphonectriaceae. Gene Ontology annotation, cellular component: mitochondrial intermembrane space. The transcript is spliced from 4 exons.